AUGCUGGCGUCGGCCGCUAGGAAUGGGCCCGGCCACGGCGCCCAGCCGGCUGCCUAUGGCGGCGGGCCCGCGCCUCCAGCUGGCACCUUUACCCCGGGCACAAAGAUCCAGGUCGGCAGUCACCGAGUCGUCAUACAAAAGUACCUCUCCGAGGGCGGCUUCGCACACGUAUACCUGGUCAAGCUGCCGCAGCCCGUGAGCGGGACCGACCUCGCCGUGCUCAAGCGGGUGGCCGUGCCCGACAAGGAGGCGCUGCGUGGCAUGCGCACUGAGGUCGAGACCAUGAAGCGCCUCAAGGGCCACCGCGCCAUCGUCACAUAUAUCGACUCGCACGCCUCGGAGCUGCGUGGUGGCGGCUACGAGGUCUUUUUGCUGAUGGAGUACUGCGACGGCGGCGGCCUCAUAGACUUUAUGAACACGCGGCUGCAGCACCGCCUGACGGAGCCCGAGAUCCUGAACAUCUUCACCGACGUGGCCGAGGGCGUGGCCUGCAUGCACUACCUGAAGCCGCCGCUGCUGCACCGGGAUCUCAAGGUCGAGAACGUGCUCAUCACCAUGUACGGUUCGGUGCGCAAAUUCAAGCUCUGCGACUUUGGCUCCGCUGCCCCGCCCCGUCCCGCCCCGACCACAGUGGCAGAGUGCCGGGCCACUGAUGAGGACGUGCAGAAGCAUACGACGAUGCAGUACAGGAGCCCGGAGAUGACGGAUGUAUAUAGGAAGCAGCCGAUCGACGAGAAGUCGGAUAUCUGGGCGCUGGGGGUUCUGCUCUACAAGCUCUGCUACUACACCACUCCCUUUGAAGACCAGGGUCAGCUGGCCAUUCUCAAUGCUAGCUACAAGUACCCCAGCUAUCCGGUAUUCUCGGAUCGCUUGAAGCAGCUCAUCGCUGCAAUGCUCAAGGAAAACCCCCAAUCACGCCCUAAUAUAUACCAGGUUCUCAAGGAAGGGUGCGCAAUGCAAGGCAAAGAACCUCCAAUCAAAGACAUCUACUCCGGAAAGCCACGAACAACUCCCCAGACCAGCUCCAGGCCGACGGCGGCGGAUCAGCCUUCGCACGCCCCCGUAGUUGGGGCAUCUUUUGCUCCAGCAGCAAAACAACAGCAGGCCAUACCAGAAAUUGCGCCCAUGAGACGAGGCAGACCGACAGCUGCGACCACUCUCCCAACUCAGCCAGGCGCAUCCCCGUCGAGCAAACCUAAGCCGAGCCCAUCACCCAUGAGAAUCACGAAUGGUGACCCGUUCGCCGCGCUCGACAGCAAAACAGCAGGCGUUCCUGGAAAAGGCGACGAGCUUUCGUCGAGAUUUCCCACGCUUGACCAGUUUUCACUUCUUCAUGACCAUGGCUCAAAGUUCAACUUUGAUGAUUCCUCAUCGCCCGAAACGUCGAGGAGGGACAUUGGCCAAAGGAUUACCGAAAGAUUGGCAGACGACGCUUUUGCGCGCUCGAGUUCUCCUGAGAAGCAGUCACAACAACCGCCUCAAGCUGCCUAUACCAACAAUCCGGCAAUAGUCUCUCCACCCAUACAUUCAGCCUCGGCGCCUCCUAGGACAAACGACAUGAGCCGUGCCUCGGCCAUUAUUGCGCAGACUCCCGAGCUGCAGGCUAUUGCCUCGCCCGAACUUAAACAGCAGUCUCCUCCCAAGCCAAAGCCGGCGAUGGUAUCUACAGGGACGAUGACGACCACGCCACCGUCAGAACGGCCGCCGCAGUUCCAGUCCUAUCAGCGGUAUCCAGACCGCUCCUCCAGCAUGCCCAAGCCGAAGGAAACAGAGAAUCUUGGCCAAUCGCCGAGCGACCCGAGCGCUGCCAGAGUGUCUACAUAUCCCCCCGUGUCGACCCACGUGCACAAUUCUUCCUCUUCGCGACCGUCGUUAGAAGGAGGACGCCCGAGCUUAGAUAUGUUAGAUGCAGCCUAUCGGACCACGUCGCAGAGCUCACGACCCAGGCCAGUCAGCACGUAUAUGGAGUCCAACCUGGAGUAUCUACGCGAAAAAGAGAAAUCGACCAAGCCGAGUCCCUCUCCGGGCUUAUCAUCUGGUAGGAACUCGGCAUUCAUGUCGCCUCCGCCGCCAGAACCUUCGGAAGAGGCAAAUAUUGCUUCGAACGUGGACUUUUUACGGUCCAUGGAGGAAUCGGAUUCCAAGAAAACGAGCAAGCAAGGAAAGCGAUCCAGCCUGACUUCAUUAUCGUCGGGAACGAAGAACAUCUUUGCUGGCAAGUUCAGCGAUGCGUUUAAACGGUUCGAGCACAACAACAACAAUAACAACAGUGCACCACCCCCAGCAAGAACGCCGUCACCCUUGAAAAGCCUCGGUCGACACCACGACCUGACACCAAUCGCAGGAUCCGAGGCGACAGAUGGCAGGUCUGAUGACGGGCAGGUUCUCGAGGAGACAGAUGACAUGACCCCAGAGAUGCGGCGGGAGGUCGAGCGCCGGCGACUCUCUGAAGAAGAAAGGAGGGUCGCGGCAGCCGGUGCAGAGUACCGAAAGCGGCUGGCCGACCGCGAACCUGGGGCUGCGCAAGCGGGGCUCCCCAAAAGCAUUGGUGGUGUUUCUCGCGCCGUUUCGAUCCAAAACAAGGUGCAAAACUUGCUGGACGAGACGCAGAAGGCGGCCAAUGUCACGCGGACCGCCCAGGGUUACGGCCACUUUACUGAGUCGUCCGCCCAGGAACUGGAAAGGCCUGAAAUCCCACGAAAACCCGUGGGCGGUGUGAUGCGAAGCAAUGUUGGACUUGGGAUGGGGCUCGAGACGAAACGGGCGGCACCGCCAGUGGGCAUGAAGCCCGAUGUGCGACAGGUCUCCCUGGUACCGAGCACGAGCGGGAGACCCACCGCUCCUCCAAAGCCCACACAUCUUUACAAAAACCUUACCAGCGGUGGGGGGAGGCCCAUGUCGCCGCCGAAACCAAGCUCACUAAACAAGCCGCUUCCUCACAGGCCUCCUUUGGGGCAGCAGGAACAACUGAUGGCUCCCAGUCUUCCUGGACAACCGGUGCUUGACAUGACGGCACAGGAGAAGGAUGACUACCUGAACGACUUCCAGAAGCGAUUCCCUAGCCUGGGCGCGAUCGAGAUGGUGGAGCGGGACCUGGGUGCGGAAGCUGCCGGCGGAAGGGACCGGGAACGUUGA
Pyricularia pennisetigena is the source of this 3135-nucleotide messenger RNA. RefSeq lists its product as uncharacterized. Gene Ontology annotation, biological process: actin cortical patch assembly; peptidyl-threonine phosphorylation; actin filament organization. Gene Ontology annotation, molecular function: ATP binding; protein serine/threonine kinase activity. The transcript is spliced from 3 exons. Gene Ontology annotation, cellular component: cytoplasm. The coding region runs from base 1 to 3135 and encodes 1044 amino acids. The record is from RefSeq and is a predicted model, not a curated record. NCBI's taxonomy places the organism in Eukaryota, Fungi, Ascomycota, Sordariomycetes, Magnaporthales, Pyriculariaceae.